AUCACUUGGAAGACAAAAGGUUGAGGCUUCGAGAAGAUGCAGCAACUGUCAAAAGCUUUAAACACAUUUCAAUUUUACAUCGCUUUGGCCGUCGUCUUAGCGUCUGCAGCUAACACAAUUGCUCUCGAGUGCUACGUCUGCAGCUACACGUUGAGCCAGAGUGAUGCCACCUGCCUCACGAAUGCCACAGCCGGACGAGCCAUCAACUGCAGCAUGAAGUACUGUUUGACGGUGCGUCAAGAAAUGAUUCACAAUGCGAACAAAGUCAAUUCCUUUCUACGUGACUGUCAGGAUAAGCCGCUAAUGCUCAACGGAGUCCAAACGGGUCCCUCCUAUCGCACCUACUAUCGCUCCUGCCAGCAGAAUCUCUGCAAUGGCCACAACGGGCGAGUCUACAAUACCAGUGGGAAUAUUGCAGCUGGAGGAGGAGGUGGAGGAGGAGUCAGUGGAGCUGUUGCAAGUGGCAAUCACAAUGCCAUUAUAGCUGGCAAAAGCGGAAGCCCAAAGGCAAGGACGAGUUUGCGAGUUUGCUGGCUUCUUCUCAUGUCGUUGUUGGUAACUGUAAUUAGCGUUGAAUGCAUGCGAUGAGAUAUGGCUAAAAGCACAAGACAAGACUUCCCCCCACUCGUAAUAUAUGCCAGCCUUAAAAUAAAAUGCCGCCAGCAUCCAAUUA
Molecule: messenger RNA, 673 nt
Organism: Drosophila albomicans
Lineage: Eukaryota; Metazoa; Arthropoda; Insecta; Diptera; Drosophilidae
Exons: 4
Coding region: 37-588 (183 amino acids)
Source: RefSeq, a predicted model, not a curated record